This is a messenger RNA of Zingiber officinale, 2014 nucleotides long. Its product is annotated as AP2-like ethylene-responsive transcription factor AIL5. The coding region runs from base 157 to 1626 and encodes 489 amino acids. The record is from RefSeq and is a predicted model, not a curated record. Gene Ontology annotation, biological process: regulation of DNA-templated transcription. Gene Ontology annotation, molecular function: DNA binding; DNA-binding transcription factor activity. The transcript has 6 exons. NCBI's taxonomy places the organism in Eukaryota, Viridiplantae, Streptophyta, Magnoliopsida, Zingiberales, Zingiberaceae.
UCUCAUUAUAUUCUCUCUCUUCCCUCCUCUCCUCAUCUUGUUCUCUGUAUGUGUGUGGAACUUCCCGUUUGGCUUUCCUUCUUCUGAUCUUGAAGCGGAGCGCCGCCUCGGAAUCCCCAGAACGCCUCUUGGAUUGUACACCCCCCAGACAUAGACAUGGACAUGGACAUGGACAUCGAUAUGGACGCUUCUUCUCACAACUGGCUUGCCUUCUCUCUGGCGCAGCAACCCUGUAGCCUCCUCGAAGCCUUCUCCUCCUCCUCCUCCGCCGCCGCGGCUGCUGCUCCGUCUGCGCACCAUGAUGGUGGUGUGGAGGCAGCCGACGAGGAGACCAACGCCGCCACCGAGCUGGUGGCGCUGGCUUCGAUGGGGCCGAAACUAGAGGACUUCCUCGCGGCGCCGCUGGGGCGGUACUCCGCCUACGACUCCGAGCUGAAAAGCAUCGCAGCAGCCGGGUACAUACACUCGGAGCAGCCGGUCGCCGCCGCGGCGCCCUCAGCAGAGUCCGCGAGGAAAUCCACGUCGUCCGCGACCGCCGCGGACACCUUCGGCCAGCGCACCUCCAUCUACCGGGGCGUGACCCGGCACCGCUGGACGGGGCGGUACGAGGCGCACCUGUGGGACAACAGCUGCCGCCGGGAGGGCCAAAGUCGCAAGGGCCGCCAAGUCUAUUUAGGCGGAUACGAUAAGGAGGACAAGGCCGCGAGAGCUUACGAUCUGGCAGCGCUCAAGUAUUGGGGUCCGACCACCACUACCAACUUCCCAGUCAGUAAAAAUUACUCCACUCGAUCUUCUUUGUGUUCUUGUAAAUUAAUCUUACGAUAUAUGAUGCAUGGCUAUUAUUUGUGCAUGCUGAUGAAGAUCUCAAACUACGAGAGGGAAAUGGAGGAGAUGAAGAACAUGACGAGGCAAGAGUUCGUGGCCUCCCUCCGAAGGAAGAGCAGUGGAUUUUCUCGCGGCGCCUCCAUCUACAGAGGAGUCACCAGGCACCAUCAGCACGGGCGGUGGCAGGCGAGGAUAGGCAGAGUGGCCGGCAACAAGGACCUCUACCUCGGAACAUUUAGCACGCAGGAGGAGGCGGCGGAGGCGUACGACAUCGCGGCGAUCAAGUUCCGCGGCCUCAACGCCGUGACCAACUUCGACAUGAGCCGUUACGACGUCAACAGCAUCGUCAGCAGCAACCUUCCCAUCAGCGGCCUCUCCGGCAAGUCGUCCUCCAAGCCGACUCAAGACUCGCCGUCGCCUCCGCCGCAGUCUUCCUCGCCCGAUCAGAGCACGAUGAAGCCGCCACCGGACCACGAGUACUGGUCCCUUCUCGCCUUCCACCCCCACCACCACCCCCACCACAACCCUGGCUUCGGCCUCUUCCCCCCAGCCUUGCCGAUGAUGGACUUCGCAAGCUUGCCAAACCCUAACCCCACCAAGCCCAUCCACCAAGAGGCUGGCAUCGGCCUUGCUUGCUACGACGCGAUCCAACAAUAUCAGCAAGAUCAUCAAUUCGAGAGCAACGCAUACAAUUACGAUCACGCAUCCAGUUACAUGGAGAGUUGGAUCGCCCCACCGCCGUCUUCUUCUUCCAAGCCCACAGUGGCAGCCUUUCCGGCAGCCAUCUUCGGGAUUGAAUGACAUGUUAAUGUUAAUUAGGGUGCGUGUCUGUGUUCCUUUGUCUGUGUCUGUGUUGUAUGUGUAUGUUUGUGCGAGAGAGAAAGAGAGAUGGAGAUGAAGAUGAAGAACUGACAAUAGUUACACAAAGGAAAGGAAGGAAUGAAGGACUGACACAAGAGAAGAGAAAGAGAGGCUUUACUAGCCAAGUAGUAGCUAGCUAACGUGAGAAUUCAAAGUUUGUCAUGCUCAAACUCGACGUUUAUCUUUUCUUUUGCUUUCUUUGUUCCUGUCUUUACUGACAUGAUUCUAUAUAUUGUCAUCUGAUGCAAACAUGCUUUUUGUUGCUUAAUUCCGUCCCUUUGUUUUUGCAUCUUUGUAAUAAUAUAUAGGAAGGAGCUUCUUUUCCCUA